Molecule: messenger RNA, 1087 nt
Organism: Diospyros lotus (date-plum)
Lineage: Eukaryota; Viridiplantae; Streptophyta; Magnoliopsida; Ericales; Ebenaceae
Product: CASP-like protein 2B2
Exons: 3
Coding region: 202-819 (205 amino acids)
Source: RefSeq, a predicted model, not a curated record
AAGAAAAAAUAAAAACAAAAUUAGUAAUAGCUACCAGAAACUGGCUUGUUGGGGUCUAUAUAUUGUAGUGGAACUUGGUUGUCGAUGUUUGUGGCUUGUGGUUUGUGCUUUAUGCUUUGAUGGUGGUGGGUUUGAAGGUUUUACUGUCUUCUUACUAGUCGGGGGUGUUUUGUUUGCCUGCUAGUGCUAGUAUUGAUAAACAUGAGCUAUUUUGGUGUUGGUGCGAGUCCUGGGAAUGUGCCAGUCUUCCAUGACAGCAACUUGAAGGCAGUUGAUAGGAGGGUCAAGGUUGCAGAGUUUGUGUUGAGGUGUGUAAUCUGUGCUUUAGGUGCUGCUGCUGCUGUUCUUGUUGGCUCUGAUUCGCAGGUCAAAGAGAUUUUCUCUAUUAGAAAAAAGGCUAAGUUCACAGAUAUGAAAGCCCUUGUAUUUUUGGUGGUGGCCAAUGGAUUAGCUGCAGCCUACUCUUUGUUGCAAGGAUUGAGGUGUGUUGUGAGUAUGGUUAGAGGAAGUGUGCUCUUCAACAAGCCCUUGGCUUGGGCUAUUUUCUCUGGUGAUCAGCUCAUGACAUACUUGAUGUUGGCGGCAGUGGCUGCAGCCACUGAAUCGGCAAUGUUUGCCAAGUUCGGGGAGCCAGAGCUUCAAUGGAUGAAGAUCUGCAACAUGUAUGGGAAGUUCUGCAACCAAGUAGGGGAGGGAAUAGCCAGUUCACUACUUGCAAGCCUCAGCAUGGUGGUCCUCUCUGGGAUCUCGGCAUUUAGCCUGUUCCGAUUAUACCCAGGAAGCCAGGGCAAGAGGAGCAGCGGCGGCGCAACAUGGUAGAGAGCCCCCAUCAUGGCUCAUAAUUCUGCUAGCUAUGUUCAGCUCAACUACCCUUUCUGCGGUUUCUAAAAACUCGUUCUCUCUCUAUCUCUCUAUAUAUAUAUGAUGAUGAUGAUGAUUUAAGAUUAGAUCUGUAACUUGGUAGCUAGCUUUAGUUUGUCAUAUUAUAUAUAUAUGGUAUGGUAUGAGAUGGGUGAUGAGUGAUAGCCUGCAGUGCAGUUUGUAAAAAUAAAACCAAAGGAGGAUGGUGUGUGUGGUUUGUUUGUUC